AUGACAGAUGUUUUUCUUGUGGGUUAUGAGCCACAGUUUGAAAACCCCUGCUCUAAAUUACUAAGGGUGUCUGAGCGUGAGGGAACAUCCCAGGUACGGUCGCCAGACAUAGGUUCAUUUUAUCCAUAUGGAAUUGGAGACACAGUGAAUGGACGCAUUGAUGAUGGAAGUUCUGUGGUGAUUUACCUCCUGCAACAGUUUAUAUUUUUUGGACACACAUACAACCAAACUUAUGUUAACAACAAUGGACACUUGACUUUUAAUGCAGCAUGGUACAGCUUCUCUCCAUACAGCUUCCCAGCAUAUGGUGGAAUAGACCUCAUUGCUCCAUUCUGGACUGAUAUUGAUAACCGUUACAACGGUGUUAUCUCAUAUCAGCAGUACACCUCUGGCAGUGUCCUGACACAAGCUACACAAGACAUAAACCAAUACUUCCCUGAUCUCAACUUUUCUGCUUCAUGGGUCUUUGUUGCAACAUGGGACAGAGUGGCGUAUUAUUCAAAUUCAGGAACAGAAACAUCUUUCCAAGUGGUUUUGAUUUCAAAUGGCAAUUUCUCAUUUGUUUUAAUGAACUAUGGUACAAUUGCUCCAUCACAACGAAAUGUGCAGGCUGGUUAUGACACCGUCAACUCAAGCUACUAUUUCUCAAUUACUAAAACUCUGCAGACCUUCACAGACUUAACAAACAGCAGCAAUGUCAAUGUUUCAGGCAGAUGGGCCUUCAGAACAGAUCUUGGACAGGGUUUUCAUAUUAGUGAUGUAAAUGAAUGUCAGGUCAGUCCAUCUGUAUGUGGUUCAAACUCCAACUGCACAUAUACAAAUGGAGGAUACAGUUGCUCAUGUUUGGAUGGAUUUACUGCAACAUUGCCAAAUCUCACCAUCAGCAUCAAUAACACAUGCACAGAUGUGGAUGAAUGUCAGGUGAAUCCAUCUGUAUGUGGUCCAAAUUCCACCUGCACAAAUCUAAAAGGAAGUUACAGUUGCUCAUGUUUGGAUGGAUUUACUUCAACAUUCCCAAAUCUCACCAUCAGCAGCAACAACACAUGCACAGAUGUGGAUGAAUGUCAAGUGAAUCCAUCUCUAUGUGGUCCAAAUUCCACCUGCACAAAUGUAAAUGGAGGUUACAGUUGCUCAUGUUUGGAUGGAUUUACUGCAACAUUCCCGAAUCUUACCAUCAACAUUAAUAACACUUGCACAGAUCUAUUUCAUUGA
Paramisgurnus dabryanus is the source of this 1212-nucleotide messenger RNA. Its product is annotated as sushi, nidogen and EGF-like domain-containing protein 1. NCBI's taxonomy places the organism in Eukaryota, Metazoa, Chordata, Actinopteri, Cypriniformes, Cobitidae. Gene Ontology annotation, biological process: cell-matrix adhesion. The record is from RefSeq and is a predicted model, not a curated record.